ACCCUAAUUAUAACUGAAUUAUCGAUGUAUGUUUUAUUAUAGGAUUCAAUUAUUACACAGAGGUCAAGUCCAACACCAGUUAGAUUUAGUCCCCGUAUGGGUUCUAACGCAAUCAAUUAUGCACGCUCUGGUGCUACAAAUCGAGUAUCAAUUACUCCCAAUGUGUCACCAAUCGGCAGUUCUAAUGUAGAUCAAUCCAUAUCAAAAAUUAGUGCAAUGUUUCCUACUGCAUCGGAAUCCCAUAUUAAAUCAUUAUUGAAUAAAUAUCAUAACAGAGAAGCUGUUGUUAUUAGUGCUUUGCAAGUAGAAAAGCAUCCAAUCGCUACACCUGGACCAUAUACUCCACCAUCAGUUAGUCGUCAUUACAUGUUACAAGCAAAUCCUUCACCCAUGGCUAGUCCAUUACCUAAACCAGCUCAUUAUUCUCCAAAAAUGAAACUCACGUAA
This is a messenger RNA of Acyrthosiphon pisum (pea aphid), 447 nucleotides long. RefSeq lists its product as uncharacterized. Bases 97 to 447 code for a protein of 116 amino acids. The record is from RefSeq and is a predicted model, not a curated record. The transcript is spliced from 2 exons. NCBI's taxonomy places the organism in Eukaryota, Metazoa, Arthropoda, Insecta, Hemiptera, Aphididae.